Molecule: messenger RNA, 306 nt
Organism: Brassica rapa (field mustard)
Lineage: Eukaryota; Viridiplantae; Streptophyta; Magnoliopsida; Brassicales; Brassicaceae
Product: eukaryotic initiation factor 4A-6-like
Source: RefSeq, a predicted model, not a curated record
AUGGACCAGAACACUAGAGACAUUAUCAUGAGAGAGUUCAGGUCUGGCUCUUCGCGUGUGCUGAUCACGACCGAUCUCUUGGCUCGUGGGAUUGAUGUGCAGCAAGUGUCUUUGGUUAUUAACUUUGAUCUGCCGACUCAGCCUGAGAACUACCUUCACCGUAUUGGUAGGAGUGGGAGGUUUGGGAGGAAAGGUGUGGCGAUUAACUUUGUGACCAAGGACGAUGAGAGGAUGCUUUUUGAUAUUCAGAAGUUUUACAAUGUGGUUGUUGAGGAGCUUCCAUCAAACGUAGCCGAUCUUCUUUGA